UAAGAAAGUCAGCUGAUACAAAGAAAAAGUUCGAAGAAGGAAAUAGGAAGUCACUUUCGAACACAUCAAUAAACAAGCACAAAGAAUAGAAACUGAAAAAAUAAGACAUAUAGCAAAUGGCGGGUAUUAAAGCGUUGGUGGCGUUGUCAUUCAGUGGAGCCAUUGGCCUGACAUUCCUCCUGUUGGGCUGUGGACUGGAGGAGUAUGGGGUGUACUGGCCUCUCUUCGUCCUCAUCUUCUACGUACUCUCGCCGAUCCCGACCUUCAUAUCCAGGAGGCUCAGUGAUGACAGUGAUGCCACCAGCAACGCGUGCAGGGAGCUGGCGUACUUCUUCACCACUGGCAUCGUGGUGUCCGCGUUCGGACUUCCGAUCAUUAUGGCCCGGACAGAGCUAAUCCAGUGGGGGGCUUGUGGCCUGGUGAUGGCCGGCAACUCCGUCAUCUUCUUCACCAUCCUGGGCUUCUUCCUGGUGUUCGGAAGGGGAGACGACUUCAGCUGGGAGCAGUGGUAGACCUUCCCGAGCAGAAAGACAGUCCCAGUCCGAAAUCUAGAUUCUUCACCCUAUGCACUCGGAGGAUUUGAUUGGUGGAGGCACUCUGGUGCUGUAAUAGCUUAUUUUCCUUGCCCACUGAUUGGCUAGCUAGCGCACUUUUCACCAAUCACCUUACACCGGUCUGAACUUCUGUGAUCUCUACCAAUGCAUAGGGCCAAUUUGGGAUUGGGCACAGAGAGGUUAAAGUGCAGACGGAUAAUGUAAACCAGGAGCUGCGGCUCGACAUCGCUAUUAAAGGACGUGCUACCAAGUUGAUGCUUAUUGUUAUUUAAUGUCCAACAGGAAAAGGGCUAGACUGCUGAUAGGGAAAGGAACCCAAACAGUGGGCACGGGGCAUUCAUGGACAGUUUGCCCUGUUUAUUAUGUUCUGUCAAUUAGUCUGACUUCACUUUAACCCCUCAGCUUUUUCUCUCAACCCCCCCCACCACCCACCCCCCCCCCAC
This is a messenger RNA of Esox lucius (northern pike), 997 nucleotides long. Its product is annotated as leptin receptor gene-related protein. The record is from RefSeq and is a predicted model, not a curated record. Gene Ontology annotation, cellular component: endosome. Lineage: Eukaryota; Metazoa; Chordata; Actinopteri; Esociformes; Esocidae. The coding region runs from base 117 to 512 and encodes 131 amino acids. The transcript has 4 exons. Gene Ontology annotation, biological process: negative regulation of growth hormone receptor signaling pathway; late endosome to vacuole transport via multivesicular body sorting pathway.